UCUUGACUUUAGAACACAAUGGAUUUACAAAACGUUACCUUUUUACAAGACCCUUUUGGCUUUGAUUUCAAAGAUUGUUACGCCAUGGCCAUGGGGGGAUUGUUGGAUUGCUAUGGCGGUUUUGAAGAAGACAAGUUGAGCUGCGAAGCACUUAGCAGUGUUGAGCAGACGGCCUCGAAUGGGUGUUGGGAUUAUUCUCCGCCGGAAGUUUUGCCGGCGGAGUACUCUCCGGCUGUUGCUCCGGCGGAGACUGCGGCGGCGUUGGGACGGCCCCGGAAGAGAAGGCGCACGGCCAAAAGGUCCAAGAAUAAGGAAGAUAUAGAGAACCAAAGGAUGACUCACAUUGCCGUUGAGAGAAACCGUCGCCGGCAAGUCAACGACUACCUCGCCGUCCUCCGCUCCUUUCUGCCGCCGUCUUACGCUCAAAGGGGAGACCAAGCAUCAAUUGUGGGAGGAACAAUUAACUUUGUGAAGGAGCUAGAACAGCUCCUCCAAUUCUUGGAAGUUCACAAGCAACUGAAAAAUAAUCAAAUCUCUUCAUCAAAUUACCCCAACAACAAUUCUCACUACCCUUUCUCCACCUUCUUUACCUUCCCUCAAUACUCAACCCCCAAAACCCACUCUCCCACCGCCGCCGCCGCCUCGACGGCGCCGCAGAAGUUGUCGACGGUGGCGGACGUGGAAGUGGCCAUGGUAGAAAGCCAUGCAAGUGUGAAGGUGCUCUCAACAAAACAACCAAAACAACUUGUGAAAAUGGUCAAAUGGUUUCAUGCCAUGAGCCUCACUGUUCUCCACCUUAAUGUUACCACAAUUCAUCCUAUGGUUCUUUAUUCUUUCUCCUUAAAGGUUGAAGAUAAUUGCCAGUUGAUGUCAGUGAAUGAGAUAGCCACGGCAGUGCAUGAAAUGGUUGCCAUGAUUCAAGAGGAUAUGAUGAGAGAAGACACAAUCUAGCUUAAUAAGAACCCCCAUGGAAACAAUUAUUUGCAAUUAGGAAAGGAAAAAUAUUAUUUAUGGUUGUUACAAUUCAUGUAAUUGAAUAAAAAUUUCAUCACCUUAUUCUAUAUAUUAUAUGAAAAAAUAACGUUUUGCGUUCCUAUUUUUAUAUGAAA
Molecule: messenger RNA, 1109 nt
Organism: Ipomoea triloba (trilobed morning glory)
Lineage: Eukaryota; Viridiplantae; Streptophyta; Magnoliopsida; Solanales; Convolvulaceae
Product: transcription factor bHLH94-like
Exons: 3
Coding region: 19-951 (310 amino acids)
Biological process (GO): regulation of transcription by RNA polymerase II
Molecular function (GO): DNA-binding transcription factor activity, RNA polymerase II-specific; protein dimerization activity; RNA polymerase II cis-regulatory region sequence-specific DNA binding
Source: RefSeq, a predicted model, not a curated record